AUGGCUUCUUCUGCCCCCACAGCGGCCACUGCCUGGCGUAACGCCCAGAAGCUACGCAAGUUGCUCGCAAGAGACAUUGGGAAACUCAUGCCCCCAAAUGUUUCUGGCGUUGACCUUUCCAAAUUCGAAGCCAUAGACAAUCUUUUGGACAAGUUUCGCCUUGCCUGUGUUGCGACCAUUUUUCACGAUCUUGACUAUGCCAUCGCCCAGAAGACGGAGGAGCAUUUAUGGUCCAUGCACACAACGGUUAAUACCGAGUAUCGACACAUCCUGAGCCGCCUCAAACAAUCCUCCCAUGCUGUCGAGAAACGCAAGGUGGAAAAGAUGUACCACAACUUUCUGCGAAUCGCCGCCAAGUUCUAUCAGGGUUAUGUCCAGCGCCUCGCCGCCUACUAUGACAUUCCGGAACUUGAACGAAUCGCGCAAGGGAUGGAGCUUGAAAAAUUGUCUGUCGAAACAAAGAUCAGCCCAGUUUCAGACGAUUUACAGCGCAAAAUCUUGUACUCUUGCCAUCUUACACUUAUCCACCUGGGAGACCUGACACGCUACCGGGUUCAAGCUCGCCACAAGAGUUCUGACUAUGAAGGCGCUUUGGUAUAUUACGGGCUGGCUCACCAUAUUCAACCUCAAUCUGGCUUCGCUUUUCACCAGACGGGAAUUAUUCACCUUGAACAGGACAAUCACCUUGAGGUUGUCUACAACUUUUAUCGCGCCCUGGCUGUGGACUCCCCUCACCCCAACGCCCAGCUCAACUUGGAGGCCGAGUUCAAAACAAUGCUAUCUCCCAGCGGAUCCAGAUCCAGACAUAACAUCUCUGGUCCGGAGGCGCAUUUCACCAUGUGGUUUGUGAAGUUGCACGCCUUCUUCUACAAAGGAGAGGUGUUCCAUCAGCAGGACGAGUUGGAAGGCGAAGUGAUGCACAGGCUGGAAAUGGCUUGCCGAAAUGCUGCUUCUCUCAACAUUCUUCUCAAGAUGGCAAUGGUCAACAUGCUAGCGCACCAUAUGGCGACGACACGGUAUACUGAAAAGCAGACAGAAACUACUAUGCGAUUCUACCAAUUCACACUUCGCUUCAACGCGAAAUUUCUUCAUACAUUUUGCAAAGUCUUUGAGUCUGAGUUCCGGGAGGCUGUUUCUAGUGCCGAGGGCCUCGACCACCAGCCAGAUGAUGCCGAGACCGGCCAAGAAAAGACGUCUGUCGUCGAAGCCCUGCUCCCAGUCUUGCGCAUAUAUAGCAUGUGGCUCGUGGCCCGUCGCAACGAAAUCUCCGGGUUGGCAGAUGCGUUUGGGGCGGCUAUUCCCACUAUGAUUCAGAGCGUGGCCAAAGUCUUGACCUUACUCUGCGAUGAGUACUACAACCUAGGAAAUCUUAAAUCUUGCCCCUAUCUGCUUCCAGAAGAUAUUCAGAUCUUGGGAUUCCAGCCACUUAACGAAGAGCAGCUUCCCGAAUACUGCAAAGCCUACUGCGGCGAGGACGGCACCCGCAAACCUUACUCUCAAGCUCUUGGGGGUUGCCUGUCUCAGUCGAGCGAAAGAAUAGGAAGAAUCCUCGAUAUCCUCCGCUGUGCUUAUUUCUUGGCUAAUGAGGGAGCUUUCCCCCUAAUUUAUAGAGUUGAUGGAACUCUUUUGGUUUUUGAGUAUCAGCCUAAUGCUGGGCUUCCACAAGUUCAGCCGCGCGAAGCACAGGAUAUUGCAGAUACUACCCAAUUGGUUGGUGACUUGCCCGCUACAGAAGAAGCGACGACUCAGACCGAGGUGAAUUCUCGUGAGCAGGCAACGGCGAACGUGGUGCAGUAUUCAGAACAAGCCCAACGGGAAGCCAGCCGACGUCUGCUGAACAACUCGGAUGACAUUUAUGAAGAUUCGGAAGUGAUGGAUCGAGCCACGGAGACCGUUCUCGACAUGGUGGUCCAAUUCUUGAGGCCUCCGACUCCGAUGGACCUAGAGCGUUCUCCUAAGGAAUCGGCGUCUACAAACGAUGUGGUUGGCUCCUUGAGGACUGAACCAAGUCCCACCUCAUCCAUCGCAUCGCGUAGAUAUGAAUCUCUUCCGUGGUCUUGGUUUGGCACCCCUAAUCCGCACGCCUCUCGAGAUUCGGUACCACCUGUGAGCCGAGAUACUCAAAACAACCACCGCAGCGCAACACACUCUCCUAACGCGUCUGUGGCGGAAAAUAUACCCCUUGAAGACCCCUUUAUUACCCCAGGCCGCGAUAUCUCCCGCAACAUCGCCAACGGAAUGGGCAGCCCAGCGGACACGGCCGCUGGAACAUUUCACCGGGAGCAGCUACUGCAGGCCUUCGGUGGGAGCGCGAGCACUCCACGUACCUCAUCUUUCAGUCGCUGGUCACAGAACCCGACCGUUACAGCAAUCAUGCAGGAGCCGCAAAACUACGGAGCAGUGCUUACUUCGUCAAACACUUCUACAUUUUCACACCCAAGCAGCCUCUAUCAGGGUACUCAGUUGAAUGGCUUGCAGUACAAUUUGCAGUCUGCUGUUGAUCCAAGUCGCAUCCUCCGGAAUACCCAUUUAAGAGAGACCAACCAGCCACAUAAUGGUCAAUUCCAAAUCCAACAGACGACGUCAAAUUAUGACAGGGCCGUCAUGGAGUUGGCUUAUCAAGGCUCCAGGUAG
Molecule: messenger RNA, 2634 nt
Organism: Trichoderma virens Gv29-8
Lineage: Eukaryota; Fungi; Ascomycota; Sordariomycetes; Hypocreales; Hypocreaceae
Exons: 4
Coding region: 1-2634 (877 amino acids)
Biological process (GO): nuclear-transcribed mRNA catabolic process, nonsense-mediated decay
Cellular component (GO): telomerase holoenzyme complex
Molecular function (GO): protein binding; telomerase RNA binding; telomeric repeat DNA binding
Source: RefSeq, a predicted model, not a curated record